Molecule: messenger RNA, 924 nt
Organism: Hansenula anomala
Lineage: Eukaryota; Fungi; Ascomycota; Saccharomycetes; Phaffomycetales; Wickerhamomycetaceae
Gene: CSM3
Product: Csm3p
Exons: 1
Coding region: 1-924 (307 amino acids)
Biological process (GO): DNA replication checkpoint signaling; DNA damage response; replication fork arrest
Cellular component (GO): replication fork protection complex; nucleus
Molecular function (GO): DNA binding
Source: RefSeq, a predicted model, not a curated record
AUGUCACAGGAUACUUCAGCAAUAGACUCCCUUCUAGGUCUUAACCUAGACCAACCAGCAGCUGACCAACCUUUACCAAAACCACGUAAACGUAUAAAUAAUUUAAAUGAAUCUCAUUUCCUAGGUAUAAAAGGUUUAUCAUAUAUCAAGAAAAAUCAAAAACAAAUUAGAUCAAAAUUGAAUCAUAAAGAUGAUUACAAGAAUUUAACAAAUUUAUUAAAUUUUUAUCAAUUAUGGGGGCAUUCAAUUUAUCCAAAGGCAAAUUUUAAAGAUUUUUUAGAUAUGACAGUUAAAGUUGGUUCGAAAUCAAAAUUAUUGAAAAGACAAAGACAAGAUUGGUUAAAUCAAGAGAUGGGUGUUGAAAAAUAUAGUUCCCUUAAGAAUGAAGGUUUGCAACAAGAUAUAGAUAACCCACAAGAUAGAGAUAAUGUGAAUAAUCAAGGGUCUGAUGAUGAAAUGAAUGAUAAUAAUAAUAAUGACGAUGAUGAUGAUGAUCAAGUGGUGAAGCAACGAUCAAAAGGUAAUAGAUUAUUUGUUGCUGAAGAUGAAAGUGACGAUGAUGAUGAUUUAUAUGCAGUUCCAAAGAGAAGAGUAGAGAAACUAUUGUCCCAGGGUGAUAAUGAAGAAAUAGGAAAAGAUACCAUAGCGAAAGAGAAUACAGAAGAUAAAGAAGAAGAAGAUAAACAAAAUAAAGACCCACACACCCAAAAGAAAGGUCUUCAAGAUUUCAAUGAUGAUUUUGAAGACGAUGAUGAUGAUGAUUUUGAUCAAAUUUUGGAAAAACCAGCACCACCACCACCAACGCAACACCAACCUGAGGAGGAUCCAGAUGCCGUGAUGAGAGAACUACAGCAGCCUCAACCUCAAGACGAAUACGAUGAAGAUGAAAUAGAGUAUGAAAUAAUGAGAGAAGCUGGAUUUUAA